GGUCUGCCGUUCUUCAGUAAUCACACUAGCUACAUCGCACUCCUAGCGCAGUUUGUUACAAUCGUGCUCCUCGCAAAGCAACAAAGUUUGAGGUUGUGUAUUUUUCGGUAUACUCAGAAAAAAAUCUGUGCGGAAAAAUGGCUCUACAUGUUCCGAAAGCACCCGGUUUCGCUUCUAUGCUGAAGGAAGGCGCUCGUGCAUAUUCCGGAUUGGAAGAAGCAGUUUAUCGUAACAUUAAUGCAUGCAAGGAGUUUGCGUCAUCGGUCCGUUCAGCGUAUGGCCCGAACGGUAUGAACAAGAUGAUCAUUAAUCACAUUGAGAAGCAGUUUGUUACUUCCGAUGCUGGGACUAUCAUGCGGGAGCUUGAUGUUGAGCAUCCGGCAGCAAAGCUGAUGAUUCAGGCUAGUCAGAUGCAAGAAGCGGAGGUGGGUGAUGGUACAAACUUUGUGGUGAUUUUCUGCGGAGCGUUGUUGGCGGAAGCGGAAGAAUUAUGCCGGUUGGGAGUGACCACCAGUGAUAUAACGGAGGGGUACGAAAAAGCACUGGAUAAGGCAUUGGAAAUUCUACCGAAACUGGUCUGCUACCAGAUUAACGACUAUCGAAAUCAGGAACAGGUGAAAGAAGCGAUCAAAGCUUCCAUCAUGUCCAAGCAGUUGGGAUAUGAAGAAUUUAUUUCUGAUUUGAUAGCUAAGGCCUGUGUCUCAAUUCUACCGGAAAAGACUACGUUCAAUGUGGAUAAUGUACGCGUCUGUAAAAUACUAGGUAGUGGGCUACACACUUCGGAGGUUGUUCACGGCAUGGUCUUCAAACGGUUUGUAGAAGGGGAAGUGAGUUCGGCCACUAAUGCUAAGAUUGCACUGUAUUCCUGCCCGGUUGAUAUUAUCCAGACAGAAACUAAAGGCACUGUUCUGAUUAAAAGCGCAGAAGAGCUGAAAAAUUUCAGCAAGGGAGAAGAGAAUCUUCUAGAAUCCCAGAUCAAGGCGAUUGCGGACACCGGAGCAAAGGUAAUCGUUGCCGGAGCAAAAUUCGGGGAUAUGGCACUACACUAUAUGAACAAAUACGGUUUGAUGGCAGUUCGUCUGAACUCCAAAUUCGAUUUGCGUCGUCUUAGUAAAGCGGUCAACGGAACCGUCUUACCUCGUCUGACUCCACCGAGUUCAGAAGAGCUUGGAUUCUGCGACAACGUUUUUGUAAACGAACUUGGUGAUACGUCAGUUUGUAUAUUUAAAUCUGAAGGCGCCGACAGUCGCAUCGCUACUAUUGUAAUUCGUGGUUCUACCGAUAAUUAUAUGGAUGAUAUCGAACGCGCCAUUGACGAUGGAGUCAACACGUUCAAAGGUCUAACUCGUGAUGGUCGAUUCUUACCGGGUGCGGGUGCUGUUGAAAUUGAACUCGCUCAGCAACUAGCUGAAUACGCUGAUACUCUGCCAGGGUUGGACCAAUAUGCGGUUCGUAAGUUCGCCAGCGCCUUAGAAGCUUUUCCUAAAGCUUUGGCAGAAAACACCGGUAUUAAUGCAACGGAAGUAGUCAAUAAGCUGUAUCUUGCCCACAAGGAAGGCAAGAAAAAUGAAGGGUUUGAUAUCGAUGCCGAGCAACCCUCGACGAUUGACGUUACGGGAACCAAAAUCUUCGAUUUGUUCCAGACAAAAUACUGGAGCUUAAAGUACGCUGUCGGAGCUGCCUGCACGAUUUUGAAGGUUGAUCAGAUUAUCAUGGCAAAACGAGCUGGAGGACCGAAACCACGGCAGGGAGGAGCCAACAGUGAUGACGAGUCAUAAACUGUUACUGGGUCAUCGAACUAACACACUAAUAUUAACCAAUAUGAUUAGCGUUGCAGGGCACGAAUCAUUCUUAUCCUGUGUUUCCGUUUUUAAGUAAUGUUUCGAAAUAUCAUUUAAAUCGCACAGAACUACAUGCUUCAUUUCACGCUAAAUCUGCAUCAGCUGUUUAAUAUAAAAUUCAUCCAAACUACCAGACACUAUGAAA
Molecule: messenger RNA, 1986 nt
Organism: Topomyia yanbarensis
Lineage: Eukaryota; Metazoa; Arthropoda; Insecta; Diptera; Culicidae
Product: T-complex protein 1 subunit theta-like
Exons: 2
Coding region: 138-1778 (546 amino acids)
Biological process (GO): protein folding
Cellular component (GO): chaperonin-containing T-complex
Molecular function (GO): ATP binding; ATP-dependent protein folding chaperone; ATP hydrolysis activity
Source: RefSeq, a predicted model, not a curated record